CCAAGAGACGGAGAACCGGCGGUUUCCGGACCGUUCGUGGACCGUUAGGCGCCCUCUCUCCUCCUCCCCAUCUCUCUCUCCGACGAGACACCGCCUCCACCUCGCAUCGAAUCAUCAAGACUCGAUGCAGGAUCAGGCCCAUUUCCACUGGCCGAGGGAUAUUUAGGAUUCUGUUGGAGUUUCGCUCCCUUGUUUUUGGAUCCGUUGUCUCGUUGUUUCUUUCCCAAAGGCGUCAGCUUCCCUGCAACUCCCCUUCGUUCGUGUUCCUCGUCCUUUGUUUGCAUCGUGUAAAAAUCGAAUUUUGCAUGUGUAUUUGUGCGCACGAUCCGAUUUUUAUGUGUGUUUCCGUCGGAGUUGCAGCUCUAGAUGGAGAUUUCGAUUGGCGCAGCAUUUGGAAUUUAGACGUGUGAAUACACGUCCGGGAGAUGUUCGAGCCAAUGUCGAAGAGGGAUCCACGGGAGAUUUGAUUGUGGAAUCGGAUGGGGAAUAUAUGCGUUGGGCCGAGGCUCUCGAAGAAUGGCUUCUUUCAAUCAGUAUCGGCUACUCUCUGGCGUAACCGAACGAACAAGGAUCCUCUUCCAGCUGAGCAUGGCAAGGCCACUGGCGAGGGAACCUCAGCCAUGCUAGCAGCUACACCAUCUAAACCGGUUACCGAUGCUCCCCAACCGGUUUUGAUUGAAGAGACAAAGCCGUCCAAAGUCCCUGAAGCAGAUGCCAACCCGGCACCUCAUGGAAAUCCUACGGACCAACCCAAGAAGCCCACCCAUAUCAGGAGAGCCUCUAGCGCUGCUGGACUUCAGGCAGACUUUGUAUUGAAGAGCAAAACUGAGAAUUUGAAGGAGAUUUACAGCUUAGGACGCAAGCUUGGGCAGGGGCAGUUCGGGACAACGUAUCUCUGUGUCGAGAAGGCAACCGGAAAGGAAUAUGCUUGCAAAUCCAUCUUGAAGUGGAAGUUGACGACAGAGGAGGAUGUGGAGGAUGUUAGGAGGGAGAUCCAGAUAAUGCAUCAUCUGUCUGGUCACCCGAAUGUUAUUUCCAUCAAAGAGGCCUACGAAGAUGCCGUGGCUGUUCAUGUAGUUAUGGAGUUGUGUGCUGGGGGUGAGUUAUUUGAUAGGAUAAUCCAGAAGGGGCAUUACACAGAAAGAAAGGCUGCAGAGCUUGCAAGGGUGAUUGUGGGAGUCGUGGAAGCUUGUCAUUCGAUGGGAGUCAUGCAUCGUGAUCUCAAGCCUGAAAAUUUUCUUUUUGUCAACCAAAUGGAGGAUGCACCUCUUAAGACUAUUGAUUUUGGAUUGUCAAUUUUCUUCAAACCAGGAGAAAUAUUCACUGAUGUGGUUGGUAGCCCUUACUAUGUUGCACCAGAAGUCCUGAAGAAAAUGUAUGGUCCAGCUGCUGAUGUCUGGAGUGCCGGGGUGAUCAUUUAUAUUCUUCUUAGUGGCGUCCCUCCAUUUUGGGCUGAGACUGAGCAAGGCAUAUUUGAGGAGGUUUUACAUGGCUCACUCGACUUUCAGUCAGAUCCAUGGCCUAGCAUCUCAGAAAGUGCCAAAGAACUGGUAAGAAAAAUGCUUUUUAGGGACCCCAGGAGGCGGUUGACUGCCCAUCAAGUUCUAUGUCAUCCCUGGGUUCAGAUUGAUGGAGUGGCUCCUGAUAAGCCUCUGGAUUCUGCAGUUCUCUCUCGCUUGAAACAAUUCUCUGCAAUGAACAAACUCAAAAAGAUGGCUAUCAGAGUUAUUGCUGAACAUCUUUCUGAGGAUGAAAUUGCUGGCCUUAAAGAGAUGUUUAAGAUGAUAGAUACAGACAAUAGUGGACAUAUUACCUUUGAAGAACUCAAGGCUGGAUUUGAAAGGGUUGGUGCUUGUCUCAAGGAGUCAGAAGUUUAUGCUCUUAUGCAGGCGGCAGAUGUUGAUAACAGCGGGACAAUCGAUUAUGGUGAAUUUAUUGCUGCCACUUUACAUCUAAACAAGAUAGAGAGGGAGGAUCACUUGUUUGCUGCUUUCUCAUACUUCGACAAGGAUGGAAGUGGUUACAUAACUCAAGAUGAGCUGCAGCAGGCUUGUGAAGAGUUAGGUGUAGAAGCCGUGCACCUAGAUGACAUGAUCAAAGAAGUGGAUCAAAAUAAUGAUGGACGUGUAGAUUACAAUGAAUUUGUGGCCAUGAUGCAAAAUGGAAACGAUGGAUUUGGCAAGAAAGGGAUGCAGACUACCUUCAGUAUGGGUUUUAGGGAGGCUUUGAAGCUGGGUUGAUGAUUCUUGUUCUUUUUUUUUGUGUAAUUAACAUUCAUAGAAUUGUCAUAUAGAAUCUGAUAGCUUGUAACUGAGGCUCCAAGGUUGUUGUAUUCAUAAUAUUGCAGUUGUUUCAACUUUCAUACCAGUUAUACAGUGGUAUAGAAUUGUAAAAUAUGAACAAGUUCUCCUGAUGUAUUGAAUAUAAUCCAAUUGACAGUAA
Molecule: messenger RNA, 2442 nt
Organism: Musa acuminata subsp. malaccensis (wild Malaysian banana)
Lineage: Eukaryota; Viridiplantae; Streptophyta; Magnoliopsida; Zingiberales; Musaceae
Product: calcium-dependent protein kinase 10-like
Biological process (GO): intracellular signal transduction; peptidyl-serine phosphorylation; protein autophosphorylation
Cellular component (GO): nucleus; cytoplasm
Molecular function (GO): calcium/calmodulin-dependent protein kinase activity; calmodulin binding; calcium-dependent protein serine/threonine kinase activity
Source: RefSeq, a predicted model, not a curated record